UGCUGAUUGGAUCAUUUCCUCUUCUGAGACACACACACACACAGUGAGACCCAGGAAAGAGGUUGACUACUAAACUGAAACCUGUACAUUUUUCUCACAGUACAUGUAGUAACUACACAAUGGCCUGUACAUUACCACUGGCAUUCCUUGUCCUUCAUGGAUUUCUCUCUCUUUCAUCAGCAGAUCAAUGCGAUUCUUAUUUCCAACCUGGAACUGACUUCACCAUCCCUCUUAAUUACAAUGACUUGAGUUCGAAAGAAAUAACCUGGAAACACAAUGGCAACGUUAUAUUUAAAAGAAAGAAUGGAAUGUUCAAACCAGGCAAGACUGAGGACAUCUUAGAUGAUGGGUCUCUCCAGCUCAAAGGCCUGGCGUUGGCAAACGAAGGUACUUACAAAGCAGAUGUGUUCGACAGCGACGGGAGAAGCAUCAAAGAACAGUCCUUCAGGCUGUGUAUGAAGGAAAAGGUCUCCAAGCCCUCAGUGAAAUUCACCUGUUCUGCUAAGGACGUCACCUUAACCUGUACCUUGACCAACACUGAGGGAGUGACUUUCAAGUGGAGCAAGAACAAACUGCCUUUAAAUGGGGAAACAAAAACAACCUUUAUCAUCGAUCUGAAAGACCUGAAAGAGCUGGACACCUUCACCUGCUCUGCAGUCAAUGAGGUCAGCAUGGAGAAAAGUGACACCAUCAAACCAACAUGCAAAGCUGUCUCAAAAUCGGGUGAUCCUCAGUUACUGUUGGGAUUUGAUUUCCUGACCAUGGUGGCCAUCCUGGCCGGGGGAGGGGGCUUGGUACUCCUCCUCAUCAUCAUCACCUCGGUGUGCUGUUGCCUCAGCCGACGCAAGAGCCAGAUGCGCUUUGAAGAGGAAAGAGAGUUGAGACUAGCCCCCCUGACCAAGACCCAGCAUCCUUACCACCCAGAGGGCCAGACAAAGCAUCCUUCUCAACCAGAGGGCCAGAAGCAAAGGCAGAGACCCCCCGGGGGGGCCCCACCUGGUUCCACCGGCCCCAGGCCCACGGCCAGAGCCUCUGGCCAGGCAGAGCCCCAACCCAGAGCCCAGGCUCGAGGGAGGCCUCCACAGACACCAAUGGAUGAUGAUGAGGAGCAGCCCCCACCACUACCCCAGCCCAGGAAGAAAGGCCCUCACCCCCCCAGGCAAUGAGUCUGGAAACAGGUUUAGCCUAUAUACUUUCUGAUCCAAGGAAAGGAGUUCCAGCAGCUCACAUGUUGAAAAUGUUGUUAUCUAAAGAAUAGAAAAGGAAGGAAAAAACACCCACACAGUGUUCUAUUGUACAAAUGAAUGUAGAUUAUUUUUACACUUGUUUUUAUAUAAAUUAAAUGUUUUUCUUCCAAUGCCUUUUCAAAAUUCUGUUUCAUUGUUUUUAUGUUGAGUUGAGUGUUUAUCAAAAUCAUCCAUAGGUUGUAGCCUACCUAUCUAUCCACCUCCUCUUGAAGUAGUGAUCUUAACUUGAUGUCUGUGUGGUUGUCAAUAAAAAGUUAAGAAUUACAGGCACAUAGUCAUUGACUGAAUUAUGUGAUUGCCAACCACAAAGCUAAUAAUGAGCUGUGCUUUGAGGCAAUGUAUGGCAUCUUUCAAUGAUUAAUAGCUGACAGACCUGGGUUCACUUCAAAUACUAUUUAGAGUAUUGCAAUUACUUUCAAAUACAUUUUGAAUUUAGUAUAUGGAUAUUUUUCUAUGAAAGUACAAGUACACUAAACAAAAAAUAUUAAGGCAACAUGUAAAGUGUUGGUCCCAUGUUUCAUGAGCUGAAAUAAAAGAUCCCAGAAAUUG
Messenger RNA from Salvelinus fontinalis (brook trout), 1796 nucleotides. Its product is annotated as T-cell surface antigen CD2-like. The coding region runs from base 120 to 1166 and encodes 348 amino acids. Lineage: Eukaryota; Metazoa; Chordata; Actinopteri; Salmoniformes; Salmonidae. The transcript is spliced from 5 exons. The record is from RefSeq and is a predicted model, not a curated record.